This is a messenger RNA of Pantherophis guttatus, 666 nucleotides long. RefSeq names its product small nuclear ribonucleoprotein 13 (gene SNU13). Gene Ontology annotation, cellular component: ribonucleoprotein complex; nucleolus. Gene Ontology annotation, biological process: ribosome biogenesis. Lineage: Eukaryota; Metazoa; Chordata; Lepidosauria; Squamata; Colubridae. The record is from RefSeq and is a predicted model, not a curated record. Gene Ontology annotation, molecular function: RNA binding.
GCCGCUCCUUUCCAACGUCACUUCCGGGAGCGCCUCUAUCUUGCGUAUUGGCGCAUUUCACUUUUUUCCUCCGUGAAGCUUUCGGGCCGAGGGGAUCCAGAGCAGAAUCUCCGGCUGAAGUUUGUCCUUAGCAGAAAUGGCUGAGGCAGAAGUAAAUCCAAAAGCUUACCCUCUUGCUGAUGCUCAGCUCACCAAGACACUACUGGAUCUUGUACAGCAGUCUUGUAACUACAAACAGUUACGCAAAGGAGCCAAUGAAGCCACUAAAACCUUGAAUAGAGGGAUUGCGGAAUUCAUUGUGAUGGCUGCAGAUGCUGAACCUCUUGAAAUUAUCCUUCAUCUCCCACUACUUUGUGAAGACAAGAAUGUGCCCUAUGUGUUUGUGCGUUCCAAGCAAGCCUUAGGACGGGCAUGUGGUGUUUCUCGGCCCGUUAUUGCCUGUUCCAUUACUAUCAAAGAAGGCUCACAACUCAAGCCUCAAAUUAAUUCUGUCCAACUAUCUAUUGAAAGACUGUUGGUCUAAUUCUGACAGAAGUAACUCCAAAAAACCAAGACUUUAUAUGAAUAUUUUGUUUAACAGCUAUUGUUUUACAAUGUAAGUCAUGCUCUUAUAAGAUGGAUGGCCAUAUAAAUGAUUGAUUAAUAAAUGUUUAUUAGGUUUUUGAA